GCUCUCGGCUUCCCGGCUUUGGCCCGUUCGCGAAGGGGCUCAGAAGCACGGCUCUUAUACGUUACACGCACAGAAUCAUCUGGGGCACAUCGCGGCAGACCCCGGACAUAGUAACAUAAGCUCGCCCGGCAUCGCCGAUCGUGAUUCGCGUAUUAUCACCGUCGAUUUCUCGAUCGACACACGUACCUCUAACAAAUACACGCCCGGUUCCUACCGCUAUUUCGCACGUGGAAAAGGGGAUUCCUAGUUAUACAAAUUCACGCGCGUUUCAAAGUUCGAGCCUGUGUGUUGUAGGCAUUCGGUCUGGCUCGGUGUCUAGUCGAUCACUUCAGUCACGUUCAUUUUCCGUUUCUCUCUCUCUCUCUAUAUAUAUAUAUAUAUAUCUCUCUUUCUCUCUGUCUCUAAUUAUAAUGACAGUAUAGUAACAACGAAGGAAUGUCUAUGUGGUGAAGAAUUGAAGUAAAAGAAGAAAAUCAGUUAGUAAAUAACAGCCGGUGAAUUUCGUAACUUUUUUAUUCAGCCUUCGGCACCGAGUUUAAUAUUAUAAUUGCUAGAGAGUUUAUUAACGGGACGUGCAAGUGGAUACAUUGAAUAAUCCUGUAAUUUUUACCGCAAGCCGCAAGUCGCAUACCUCAUUUAAAUCGCCCUAAAUCGUAGACUAACUGUCAAGAUAUGUAACGAAUUGAACAAAAAAUUUGAAAAAAAAAAAAAAAACUUUUUCUCCGAGUGUUGUGAACAGGUAACAAACGAACCGACCUAAGGUUUAACCGCUGCAUGCGAUCAGUGAGUGUUAGUGUUGUGGGUGUAACUCAUUUAAUCUUCGACCAAGCAACAUGAUACUGCGACUUACAGGUGUUUUUUUAACGGUCCUCGUGAUGGCCGCGAAUCCUGAACCCUGCUCGGAAUACGGCUGUCCGCACCCUCCUCGACACGAGCCCUUCUUGCCAGCUCUUCCUGGACAUACACCAAGAUGCGCAAAACCCGGACAAACCUUCUGCGAAAGGCUGGACCACUAUCCUCAACAGCUGAUCAGGUUCCUAAUCGACAAAUGGAGUUUUGACUACAACACGCUAUUAAUCGACGAAUCUCGGGACGGCUUCAACUCCUACAGGUCGAAGGGAACCGGAAUACCACAGAGGUUACAACUACCAACGACCGGAAGUACCUCAGCUGUAUCCACAACCGUUACCGUUCCUCCCAUCGCAAUACCCCUUCAGACCACCCGCACCAAUUUACGGACCUCCGACCAACAAGUCCCAGCAGGGGUACAGCUAUCCGACACCGUCCAGGUCGCCGAACAACCCGUUCUUGCAGCCGGCUCUAGGAGUUUCGCAUCAUCCGCUUUCGCAGCAUCUUCCGCAGCAUCGUCAUUCCCAUCAACAACAAGAAAGUCCGUUCUUGUACUCCGAAGUCCAGGCUCUAGAUCCCCUUGGACAGCCUCAAGGCUGGUGGCCAGACAGGUACACUCGGAGCAGCGCGAAGAGCGGAGCAUUGAGAAAACGUCCUCGUCGAUCGCCGCGUGUAAAUCCUCUCCUGGAGUUUGCCGCCUCGAAGAAGAGCAGAUCUCGUCGUCAGGCGAACGCCUCGAGCCAAGCGACCCCGCUUUGCCCCACCAAUUCGCAGUUCAUCAUGCCCAAAGCAGCGCUGAACAACCGAGGCAACUGGAUGUACGUGGUGAACCUACAGGAACAGGGGGACAAGUACACCCAGCUGGUGAAAAGCGAGACGUGCGCAUCGGAUACCUGCAACGGCUUGUGCACGCUACCAACCGGAUACACGAGUAGAUGUCAACAGCAAUACGUGCAGAAGAGGCUUGUAGCUUUAGAAGGCAGCGGGGACCGUCUUUAUACCGACGUUUUUUGGUUUCCACAUUGCUGCACAUGUCAGAUCACCUCGAACAACUGAUUCUUAGAAAUAAUUCAAUCAAUCAACUGCGAUGUCUCGAAAUGUAUAAUAAGAAUGGGGAAGAUUAAUGUUCCCGAAGAAAGUUGAUUUUAUUUUUCCGAGGGGACGUCAUUUGCCAUCGAUCAAAUUUCUCCAACUCAAUCUGUCCUCCAGAAAUUUUAAUUUCAAUCCUUUUUCUUUCAAUCCUUAGAUAGAUGUUUCGUUUCACUUCAUUGUUUAGCUUUCAUUCAACAGAUUGCAACCAAACCGAGUAACAUUUUCCUACAGUACAUUUCCUGUAUAUACGUUUACUGAUUUUGGAAAUAUUGCAAUGAUUGAUUGAAAUGGGACAUUAUGUACGUAUACGUGAUCGUCGAUACGGUUGAACGUUUGUCAGAAUUAGAAUAUAAAGACAUAUAAUAAUAACAAUGUUCCUCAGAUACGACACUGUAGAAUCUCAAGAGGAUUUGCAACUGCGUCUGAGAACUCAAAUACGGUAAAUCACUAAUAUUUAAGUAUAUAAUAAUUUGACAAUACGAAACAAAAAUUGGAAUGAGAGAAAAAUAUUACAAAUGAGAUUUUGGAAUUUUAUCUGCUUCCGAAUUUUUUUUUUGUUUUCUUUUACUCACUUUCUACGGAUCAAUUAGAAACCAAAUUCGAAUUACUCAAUUUUUACAGUCGGUAAAAUGAAAGUCUCAUCUUAAAUUUUCCGGCGGCUGUCGAUAAGUUUGCCCUCAAGUUGUCCUACAGGUUCAACGAAACUUUCCCGUAGAUGUCGCUACCGUAGUAGUUUUAUCUUGAGCUACGUGAAAAAAGAAUCUAGGUAAAAAAUACUUCCUGUAUUCAAUUUGACGAAGAAUCCUCAAGUUCAUUGGCCUGAUUUCCGUAAGUUGCGAAGGGACGAGAGAAUUUAGAAAAAAUCAUAA
Molecule: messenger RNA, 2810 nt
Organism: Neodiprion virginianus
Lineage: Eukaryota; Metazoa; Arthropoda; Insecta; Hymenoptera; Diprionidae
Gene: spz5
Product: protein spaetzle 5
Exons: 7
Coding region: 834-1784 (316 amino acids)
Biological process (GO): innate immune response; regulation of Toll signaling pathway; central nervous system formation
Cellular component (GO): extracellular region
Molecular function (GO): Toll binding; growth factor activity
Source: RefSeq, a predicted model, not a curated record